GCUCUGAGCGCCAGUGCCGCCGACCCGGCGGCGCGGCGCGCCGCUACGGCGGUGAUGGAUGAGAUACGACGCUACUUCAACCGCCAGGAUGUCUGCGGCUCGCCCAAUGCCCGCACCGUCCUGGCUGGUCAUCUGGUGCGCUUCGCAGCCGACCUCCUUUUGCGGGAGACGGCGAAGGAGGCGCUGCGCUGGUGGACAGAGUUCCUUCUGCGUGUAGAGGAUGCGCGGCCAUUUACGAAAAGCAACUGGGCUCAUUCGUCAACAUUUGAAGAGACCCUUGGCCGCUGCCGCCUCGUGCUGCUGGAUUUGAGCAAGGAGGAAACGAGCCACAUGCCAGUCUUCCGACAGCUCCGUGAGUCGCUGCGCGAGGCUCACAACCUUGGUCGCCACGCUGCGGACAGUCUCAUGGAGUUGCUGUACAUAGCACUUCGGCAAUCGCCGACAGAGCGCUUCGCCUUCCUCGAGCUUUCCCAGCAAGUGGAGGCGGGCAGCUCAGCUUCAUCUUUCACGAUGGUGGAGGACGAAGUUAUCUACCACAUCCUGCAUAUAGAGAAGUGUCACGUGGCCGAUCUUCUUGCCGACUGCUUCUUGCAACAGCUGCAGUGUGCUGCCGAGUAUUCGCAGGAGGACCUCUCGGAUCAACUGGACCACGCUGGCCACACUCGGGAGUCCCUGGCAGCCCGUGCACGCGUGCAGCAGCUGCUGAGGAUCCUGCACGAACACCUUCUCGAUCCUGCGAGGAGCCCGAAAGGCAACACAGGUCUACUGCCCAGCACUGUGCACAGCCUGGGCGAUGAGACGUGGCUGGCCUUCGUUGAGCUGCAUGGCCUCUACUGCCUCCUCGCGGCUCUCCUCCGUCGGGCUGCCAUCUGCUUGGAGGCCAUCCAGGACUAUGCCAAGUUCAUGUGCUUCCUGCCGGUGCAUCAGGCCUCUCUGCUCGACCUCGAACAGCUCUUCCCUCAGCUCAGAGCACACAUUGUGCAGAAGACACAGCAGAUCAUGGAUGCCUACGAACGCCUCCCCCGGCACACAGCUCCCCCGGGCCGGGUUGCGGUUCUGAGCAAGGGACGAGGACUACUGCAGAAGCUGGAGCAGACGUCGGCCUCCUGCCAGUCUGCCAAAGAGGCUCUGCGAGCUGUCACGCCCCAAGCGACGCUGAAGGAUUUCCAUCGCUGGAGGGCGACGGACCUGCGCUGGAGACAGUUCGCACGACUGCACUUGGCAGCUCGGGCGCUGUUCUCGCCUGAGCAGCUACAAGCACUGGAGGCCGCAAACGCUGCGCGCCCUCCGCGCGAAA
This is a messenger RNA of Symbiodinium sp. CCMP2456, 1297 nucleotides long. NCBI's taxonomy places the organism in Eukaryota, Dinophyceae, Suessiales, Symbiodiniaceae. The record is from the annotation of a GenBank genome assembly.